Colletotrichum gloeosporioides is the source of this 1869-nucleotide messenger RNA. RefSeq names its product Dehydrocurvularin biosynthesis regulator. The record is from RefSeq and is a predicted model, not a curated record. The transcript has 3 exons. Lineage: Eukaryota; Fungi; Ascomycota; Sordariomycetes; Glomerellales; Glomerellaceae. The coding region runs from base 1 to 1869 and encodes 622 amino acids.
AUGCCCGAUAAUCGUCUUGAAGAUCAUCCAUCUGAGACCGGCCCUCGACUCAAAAGGAGGAAGAUUCGGAAGGGUACAACAAGCUGUUGGGAAUGUAAGGACGCCGGAAACUACGCCGCAAGAUUUGUUCGCAUGCUGAUUGGCAUCUGCCAGGCAAGAAAAGAAAGAUACGAUGCCAAUUCGCCUCUGCAUCUCACGAGAUUUGCGAGGGAAUACGACAACGAGAUCACAGACCAACGCGCUGCCGAAACGACUAAACACAAGGAAACUGUAAAGAGGCUAAAAAGGGCCGAGGAACUUCUCGAGAGAAUGACGGAGGCGGCCAACCGUUUGACACCAACGGCAGAGUCCCUCAUUCCACCAGGGGGGCACUCGCCAUCUCACGUUCGAAGAGACCGUCAGUUAUCUAGCAGAUUUCUGUCACAGUCAGCGUCUCCAUCAUCAUGUCCUAGCAUCCAGGUCUUUGACAGUAUAUUGGUUGACGAAGGUGUUGACCUGCCGGACAAUCUUGGACAAGGUCCGCCUGAGACUCAUCAAUAUCGAUAUCGGAACCUCUGCAUACAUCUUCACGAAGCCAUGCCUACCCAACGAGAAGCCGCCUUCCUCAUCUCUGCAGGACACACGGCCGCGUUUCUCCAAUUUUUCACACUUCCCUACCGUGACCUAUUCAGCGGCAAUACGCGUCCGUCUUCUUCGCUUUCUGCUCUGCCAGAUCAAUCAGAUCACCCUGUUCUCCUGGCUCUGACUCUCUUGUACCUUGCCAACGGUCUUCAGAAUCUUCAUCCGUGUACUCCUAGCGCACAACUUCUCAAUCCUGACCGGCCAUCGGAGGCCAUGGACGGGUUUAUUCACGCGGCUUCCCUGGUCACCAAAGACGAUGAGCUCAUAUGUUCCCUAGAGGGCCUCGAAUGCCUCAUCCUCGAGGCUGUAUUAUAUACCAAUGCGGGUAACCUCGGCCAAGCCUGGCUCAUCAUCAAGCGAGCCGUUGGACACGCCCAGCUCUUGGGGCUCCAUAGCAACCACCCUAAAAGCUAUGCCAUUCUCAACCCGAUGUCGAAGGCGUCGCCCUCCAUCAUGUGGCAUAGGAUUGUUAGUCAAGACAGAUACUUGUCGCUUAUGCUAGAUCUACCUGCUUCCACAGCGAGCUCUGCAUCCCCUGAAGUAGCUUUCGUGCCAGGAGAGUGCCCUAGCGAGUAUCUCGAGCGCGCACACUCCAUGUUAAUGGGGCAUAUAGCUAUCAGGAAUGAGGAGGACCAAGAUAUGCAUGACCUUUCCAUCACCCAAAGCAUUGAUCGAGCAAUUCAGGAAGCGGCUCAAAGCAUGCCUCCCGAAUGGUGGUUUCUGCCUAACACCAGGAACAAGAACAUUUUUGCUAAGUCCGAUAGCUCACAAACUCUGGAAGGUAUCCUGCGUGUGCUUUUUCAAAUCACACACUUCAGCCUGCUCAUCCUUCUCCAUCUGCCAUGCAUGCUUCGCUCAUCUGGCGAAAGCACAUACAACUACAGCAAGCAAGCAUGUGUGAACGCCAGCAGAGAGCUUCUAAACCGCUACAUCAAGUUUAGAUGCAUGAAUCAUGUUGCCUUUUGUUGCAGAGGCACCGACUUCUCUGCGUUCACAGCCUGCCUGGCUCUUGUGCUAGCGCACAUUGAGAGAUGGCAAAGGGCGACGACGAAGGGGGUAGACAUCCUGGCCCAUCAACGGCUAAGCGAUCGGGCUGUGGUUGAAGAAGCCAUCGAGCUCUUCUUGGGGGUGAACGGAUCAAGCAGCGAUGACUUGCUGGAGCAAACUGCUUCUAUACUGAGGUCUUUAUUGGACAUGGAGGCCGAUGCUGCCACUCAAGCAACCUCCCCGCUGACCUCAUUGCUGUAG